Messenger RNA from Gadus morhua (Atlantic cod), 4795 nucleotides. It is a transcript of the gene scarb2a, whose product is annotated as scavenger receptor class B, member 2a. The transcript is spliced from 13 exons. Gene Ontology annotation, cellular component: cytoplasm; membrane; lysosome. Gene Ontology annotation, biological process: protein targeting to lysosome; receptor-mediated endocytosis. The record is from RefSeq and is a predicted model, not a curated record. The coding region runs from base 251 to 1846 and encodes 531 amino acids. NCBI's taxonomy places the organism in Eukaryota, Metazoa, Chordata, Actinopteri, Gadiformes, Gadidae. Gene Ontology annotation, molecular function: scavenger receptor activity.
UCCUCCCAGCAGUAAGUCGACUCCCACUAGCCGCAGCCCACCGUGUGGACCAGCACAAGACCAGACCUCCUCUCAGGACACAUUACGGAGGACUGGGACGGGUUUGUUUCAGUUUCAGGUCCUCACGGUAGAAGUACGCAUCGGUUCUCUGGGUGAACCACCGGGCAUGUGUCGUUCGUAGCGGUUACUCUGAAUACACGACCUGCGGUUCUCUCCCCAAGUUCUGGUCCUUCGUGAGACUCUUCCCAUCAUGGCUCGGAGAUCGUGUGCUAUCUACGCGACGGGGAUCGUGUCCGCUCAUCUGCUGGUGGUGGGGAUCGUUCUUCUCGUGGCUCAAGUCUUCCAGACCAUGAUCCACAGCCGGCUCAAGAAGGAGAUCACGCUGACGGAGAAGAGUCAGAUGUUCGAGUCGUGGAAGAACCCCCCUCCCCCGGUCUACAUGGAGUACUACUUCUUCAACGUCACCAACCCAGAGGUCUUCCUCAACGGGGGGAAGGCUGCCCUCAAACAGAUCGGACCCUACACCUACAGGGAAUACCGACCCAGGGAGAACGUGACCUUCCUGGAGAACGGUACCAAGCUGUUCGCCCUGAACCCCAAGAGCUUCGUCUUUGUUCCUGAGAAGUCUUGCGGGGACCCCGAGGUGGACCUGCUCAGGACCAUCAACAUCCCCUUCGUGGCGGUGACCAACGAGCUGAACCAGUACCCCUUCCUGCUGCGCUCGCUGGUCUCCAUGUUCAUGAACUCGGUGGGCAUCGAGCUCUUCAUGACGCGCACCGUCCACGAGAUCCUCUGGGGGUUCAAGGACCCCCUGCUGUCCCGCAUCCACGCCAUGCGGCCAGAGGUGGACGACACCUUCGGCCUCAUGUGGAAGAAAAAUGGAACCCAUGAAGGGGAGUUUGUGUUCUACACUGGAGAGCAGAACUACAUGGACUACGGGAAGAUCGACACCUGGAACGGCCUGAGGGAGAUGUCGUGGUGGUCGUCCAAUCAGAGCAACAUGAUCAACGGAACGGACGGCGCUGUCUUCCACCCGCUGAUCAACCGGAACGAGCUGCUUUACAUCUUUGCUGCAGACCUCUGCAGGUCCAUCCACCUGGGCUACGUGAAGGACGUGGAGGUGAAGGGCAUCCAGGCCUUCCGCUUCGCGCCGCCCGGCGACGUCCUGAUGAACCCCACGGACAACCCGGCCAACCAGGGCUUCUGUGUCCCGGCCGGAGACUGCCUGGGCACCGGCGUGCUGAAGGUCAGCGUCUGUCGAGAAGGCGCCCCCAUCGUGGUCUCCUUCCCCCACUUCUACCAGGCAGACCCCAAGUACAUCAACGCUGUGGAGGGCAUGACCCCCAACAAGGAGGACCACGAGACCUACCUCGACCUGCAGCCGACCAGCGGAGUGCCUAUCAGGGCCUGUAAGAGGGCGCAGCUCAACAUCAUCGUGAAGAGGGUCAAAGGUUUCCCAAAAACUAAAUUAAUCCACGAAACCAUUUUCCCCAUCAUGUUCGUCAAUGAGACGGCCACCAUCGACGACGACUCUGCGUCUCAGAUGCGGACGCUGCUCCUCAUCGUCACGCUGGUCUCCAACUUCCCGCUCCUCAUCAUCGCCAUGGGCCUCAUCCUGCUGCUGGUCCUCGUCGUCCUCUUCUGCAGGAACCGCCAGAGAAAGAAUGAAGUAAAGCGUAUUGAUUUUAAUGAAGCUUUUCAUUCUUUUGCUACGACCAAGGACGACCAGGCCUACACGCAGGUCAGCGACAAGCCUGAGGAGCCCUCAGAACCCCCCCACAGCGGCCAGCCCCCCCGCAACGGCUCCUACAUCGCCAUGUCUCCUGUGGAGGCGCAGAAGUGCUGAUGUCCCGGGAAGGCCACCGCUGGGGGGGGGGGGGGGGUCCUAGACUAGUCUGAUGAGGGGGGGGCUAUGGGGGGGGGCUAUGCAUUGGGAUACGACCCCCACCUCCCCUCUCAGUGUCACCCCCCCCCCCCCCCCCCCCCCCCUCCCUGGGACGCCUCUGCCUUACCUGCUGAGAACGGCCUUCUGUCGGACAUCACCAUUCAACCCCCCCCCUCCCCGUGGGGUGGGGGGGGAGGACUCGUCUGGGCCACAUGAGCCGGUUCCAACGGGCUCCGAGCAGACGGACAGUUUUCUAACGGACGGACUGCUCCCUCUGUCUCCGCCUCCCCCGCUGUCUCCCCCUCUCUCCCCCAUCCUUCAUCUUUCAAGGGCAAGCCCGCUAAACUAGAAGGAGGGGCUUAAAGCCCCUGCACUGCUCACAGGACCCCUGGGUGACCCCUAAUGUGGACCAUAUCAUUUCACUCACUCUAGAGGAAGACGGUCUGGCCUAUGCAGACAUUUCCCCCCAAACAGAUAUUUCACUCGUCCUUCAGCGACCACAUCAAUGUGGGCUUCCAUUUCACUUCUCCAGAACACUCGUGUAAAGUCGAAUCAUUUCAAAUUGUAACGGGCAGAACACUCAGAAGACCUACAAGGGAGACCAGAGUCUCUCUGCCUUACGUCUCCGUGUGGUCCUACCGGUCAGCUGGAACAGCUGCUGUCUAGUUUUUGUAUUGUACAUAUGUGAGGGGACGGCGGGCCGAACCAGGCGAGUGCAGGUCCCCCGUUUCCUUUAGAGUUGUUCCUCUGUUCCAGAGAAAGCACAAUUGGGUUAAAGAGGGGCUUCUAAAAAGAGAAGGACGAGGGCCCUCCAGCUGGGGCUAGCAGGCCGCUAGCAGGCCGCUAGCUGACCGCUAGCAGACCGCUAGCGGGCCGAUAGCUAACUUGAAGUUCGCGUCUGGCGCGGGUCUUUGUGUAAACCAUGUGUCAAAAGAAAAAAAGAAAAGCCUGUGGCGGAUUUCUACAAAGUGGAUCUCAGACCGUGACACUGUCGACUCGGAAAAUUGUGAUUCUGUGCACUUUUGUUUUUUUCAUAAUUGUGUUCCUGUUUCCCCCCCCACCCCAGUCAAUUCAGUUCAACGAGUCCUCCAGUUUAUUUCAGAAUGUCGGCCGGGGCCCAGGCUCUCUCUCGGCCUCUGUUACUUUAUAUUGUGUGUUUAUUGCUGCUAAUAAUUGCCAUAACAUGUGGGCGUACCUGGCGGUAUUAUCCAUAAUGUGCUCCUUCUCCCGAUGGAGGUUGUCCCACUCGGAGCGCGAGCUGUUCCCGAAUCGGAAUGCUGUCGGUGGCUUAACCCUUGACAUCUGGGAAAUAUCCGAGCACGGGAUUGAAUCCAAAAGCUUUCCGCCAUUUAUCUCAGCUAGCGGUUAACAUUAGCUAACAACGUAUUUCUAAUCCUGCAGUAUGUCCAUACUCGUAGUAAUGGGACUACCAGGCGAUAAUCCAAUCAUGAACGGUUACUUGGCUUCAUGAUGUGAACAAGUGUCCUGGUGUUAGGAGCACAGAGUCCUGGGUCGCUUGCGUUUCUCCAACCAGGGAACCCCCUCUUAGUGUUAAACGCCCCCUAGUGGUAGAACCGCCCCCUGCAUCCACUCAUGGCCUUGGCCCCCGGCGGCCAUCCUGGUGACUUUCAUACAGACCUUAUCCCGGGACCUCUGCGUGUCUUCGCCUGGGACGCUGGCGCCCGCCUGCGCGCGUGUGUUUACUAGAACUGUUGGCGUUUGAACACGCACACGCAUACGCGCAGGGCGCGCGCUCGCCCACCCCUGAGCCAUCCCUCCUCCAUGUGACCUCAUCUCCUCUACGCUUCAGAGUCCCCUCGUCGCUCAGCCCGGUGGUUCCUUCUGUGCUCGACCAAAGAAAACCGGGAGACGAACCCCACCCUGCUGUUCAUGCUCCUCGCUAGCGCCACGAGGCCGCCGCCGCACCACGCUAACUUUAGCGCUAACGUGUGCCAACACCAGUGAAGUAUUGUGGACAUUACAGGUGUGGGUUCCCUGGGGUACACCUUCUUUUGUCGUGUUCUCCGGUGGGAGGGAAGAGGUUUGACUGACAUCGUGCCAGCGGCCGGACGGUCUUAGUGUUACGGACGAAGCAAUACGUUACGUUCUGUUUUUAUCCACCACCCAAAAGUUCAGUAUCUUGAUUUAUGCCCAGGGUUAGGGUUAGGGUCAGGAUCAUUUCAUCUUCAGUACAGUCGAGUCGGUUUGUAUUCUAUGACUGGGAUCAAAGCACAUUUCAGGGUUGUUGUAUUUUAUUUUUUAUUUUUUCAUUUUGCUUUAAGAUUUGUAGUUGGGUUGAAGCUUGAAUGAAGAGCUUCAGUCGGUGAGAGAAUGUUCUGGGCGGUCAGAAAACGGUUUGUGUGUGUGUUGAUGAUUCUCGUGAAAUAGCGGAGCACUGUUCGUUUUUAAACCAAGUGGAGCCAAUUGAAGGAAGGCUGAUAUCUAUAGAUGGAGGCCGUUAUCCUAUGGAUUUAGGCUGACAUCUUAUGGAUGUUCUAGGCUGAUAUCUUAUGUGUUAAGCAGGCUAAUGAAGGCCUUGUUGUUGGGUUAUUAAGAAGCCAAACGCUCAGUCUGACCCGUAGAGACGAAUGACGCCCGGUUCAGUGACGAACGCUAGUGCCACGCCAUCAUGUAUGAUGCUUCUGAUCUCUGUCAGACACAACUUAUAAACCAACUAACUCAACGUUACUUUGUUGACAUACUAAUUUCCUUGAUUAUUUUUAUGAUUUUGUUUAUUUUUUUGCUGCUGAAAUGACAAUCCCUUGUCAUGCUAGGGGCAAAAUGGUUUCAAAAUAAUAUCAAUUUUUAGUUUUGAUAAUAUACACUGCACAGAUGUUUCUACCGUGCUUUUGUAAACAUUUCUAGUGUAUUUGCAAAAAAGUUGCAAUAAAUGCAAUGUAUUCAUCCUCG